Molecule: messenger RNA, 2499 nt
Organism: Ipomoea nil (Japanese morning glory)
Lineage: Eukaryota; Viridiplantae; Streptophyta; Magnoliopsida; Solanales; Convolvulaceae
Exons: 11
Coding region: 1-2499 (832 amino acids)
Biological process (GO): proteolysis
Molecular function (GO): cysteine-type peptidase activity
Source: RefSeq, a predicted model, not a curated record
AUGCGUUUUUUUUUUCUAGCUAAGAAGGUUAAGGUGGCGCAGUGUGCUCCUGGUGGCCCUUUAAGUUGUUUGAGUGAUGAUGAUUUUGUUUCACCGCCUUUGGCUUUUUUGGCGAGAUUGCAACAAGAUCCAUUGUGGAAUGGUGCUGAUGCUGUUCCCGAUGAUGAUGCAUUGUCUGAGCAGUCUGUUGGUGGGGAUGUUUCUGAAGAGGGAUCUGAUUUUCCUACUAUUAAGUUUCGGGCACAGGCUACGGCGCUUGUGGAUUCGCUUGUAGAUUUGUCAACGCAGCAAAAGGAUGAUAUUAGGAGCUUGGGGUUUGGGUCAUUGUUGGAUUUCAAGGUGGCUGAGUGUCCUCCCCGUCUUUUGCAUUGGCUUUUAAGUCAAUUUAAUGGCCAGACGAGGACAUUUGACCUUGGUGGUGGUAGAUCUUUGUCUGUCAGUGAACACGAUGUUGAGUUAGUGUUGGGGUUUCCACGGGGUCAUAUUGAGAUGGCAAAACGUGAUAAGCAUCAUAUUAGUAAUUUGUUGAAACACUGGAGGGGUUUGUUUGAGAAGGUGAGCCAUAGGGUGACUGCGUCUCUUAUUGCAGAGAAGGUUAUGGGCGAGGUGAAUGGUGGGGUGUGGUUCAAGAGGCAUUUCUGUAUGUUGGUGGUUUCCACGUUGGUGUCUUCUAUGAGCAACGGCUAUGCUAAUCAGAUGUACUUCCAGUGUUUUGAUGACGUUGGACGCAUUCGCGAUUUGAAUUGGUGCAAGCUUCUUUUGGAUUCGUUGGUUGAGACGCAGGAUGCUUGGAAAUCUGGUCGGCAUAAGUGCUUUGUUGGGCCUGCUGAGUUUGUUGCGUUGUUUUAUGUGGACCGGGUCUUGCCUUUUGAGCGUUCUGUACCCCGUUUGUUGCCCUCAUUUCGGGGGUGGACGUCUGAGUUGUUAGCUUCCCGGGAGGGUGCGGAGAUAAGCCGUGGUGGAUUUGGGGUUGGUGUCAUUGAGCCCCCUAUGGUUGUAUUUGAAUCGCAUGCUGGGGAUGUGCAUCAUCCUGAUUUUGGCCCCAAGACUUUUGAAUGCGUGGUUGGUGAGGUUGGUGCUAUGUUAGAGAGUUCCAUUUGUGGGUUGGCCGAUUUCUUCGCGAUGGCUCGUGGUACAGUUAUGGAGGCUGAGGAUUUUGGGUUCGGGGGUGUUUAUGUUAGUGGUCCGGAUGCAGUUACUGAAGUGGUUAACAAUAUUGCUGCGGAGUGUGUCGCUGUUGAGCGUGACGGGGGUAAUGUUAUGGAUGAGGGCGUGGGGGAUGUGUGUGCUGAACAAGCUGCUGUUGGGGUGCUGGGUGAUGAGGCUGUUUUGGCUGAGGGGGGCGAUGGCGAUGGGGAUGUGUGUGCCGAACAAGCUGAUGUUAGGGUGUCAGAUGAAGAUGUGGUUUUGCCAGAGGGGGGCGAUGUUGGCAUUGGUGGUGUUGGUUCAGGUUUGGGUGUUUCCCCUAUGUCGGACUGUGCACCAUUCAGUACCCCAGAAUGUUUAAAAAUUAAUGUGGUUUCUGAGCCCACGUUGUCUGAUGGCCCGGUGUGUGCGGCUCCGGUGAAAGCGGUGCGUCCCGUUAUGCCUCUUGGAUCCGUCCCCCACGUUGUUGCCGCUCCUAUUCAGUAUGAGUCAACAGGCCCAAGUGAAGCUGUUGCGUUUCCCAUGCCUGACCUUCUGGAGGAUGCGUUAAUAGUGAAUUGGUUAUUGGGGGGGUCGCCUGCUGACAUGGUUGAGACUAUAUUCUGUGUUGGUGAACGGACUUUGUCGUGGGAGAGUUUGCUGUCGCUGACACCGGGUUCUGAGGUUGAUGUUGGUGUUAUAGAUGCUUGGUCAGCUGUGUUGAAUCGUCGGGAGGCUACUAAGGGCCGUGCGUCACCCUCACGGCUUUUUGCUUCGACGUUCACGACGUUGUCUACAGUGGUUGAUACUUCCCAUCCCCCGGAGAAGAGGUUAGCUUGGUUCUCUGAGCGGUUGAGGAUGGACUUGAAGUUGUCACCGUAUGAAGAUAUUUGUGAAGUUGACAUGCUGUUUUUCCCAAUUCUACGGCGUGGUCACUACUUCUUGUUGUGCCUUGAUUUCCCCCGGUUUCGUUAUGAGAUUAUUGACAAUGAUUCUAAUCCUAAAGCAAAGGCGUUGAAAUAUGGCGAUUGUAUUGAGGAUUUGCUAGGGAUGCUAUCUAAAUUCUUUGAAGUUAUUUCUCCUCCGCGAUCUACUGCGUGUGUUUGUGUGGAGUCAAAACGGUUGCAAAUGCCUUGGCGGGAUUCAAAGAAUAAGGUUGAUUGUGGUGUUUUUCUCAUGCGGCAUAUGGAAUCGUAUGUUGGCCAACGUGUUCGUGAUUGGGAGUGUGGUCUAUUGAAGGGGGACACCCGUUCGUUGCACAAGCUUAGGCUGCGUUACAUGUCAGAGAUUGUGAUUUCAGUUCAUAAUGUGCACAGGCAGAUCAAUCUUUCUCGGGCGUACCAGUCCAUAUCUGCUCCUCUUCCACCUGUGUAG